This is a messenger RNA of Diatraea saccharalis (sugarcane borer), 2468 nucleotides long. The record is from the annotation of a GenBank genome assembly. Lineage: Eukaryota; Metazoa; Arthropoda; Insecta; Lepidoptera; Crambidae.
UUCUGUCUAAUCGGAACUUUAUAGUUUAAACAUUCUACCUUAGUAAAUUUUUGAUACGUUUUAUUUAUUUAACCACUUGAAAAAAUAUAUAAUUGGUAUAAAUCAUUAAUUAGACUAUAUUAUUUUACCUUAUAAAAGUUCCCAUUCGAUAGGCAAAUGAAUAUAAUAAAUUCGGUACAUUACAAUUUAAUAUUAUAGGUUAAAUAUCGAUUAUCUUAACUACGUUACAACACCGAUUAAUUAGACUACUAUGAUACCUACUGGGUUAAUAAAUAGCAAAGAAAAUUAAAUAUGCGCAAACUAGAUAAGCAUUUAUCAAUUACUUUUUUUGUAAAUAAAUACAUAAAUAUUAUGUGCAUACAAUUAUAGUAAUUAACAAUGAACAAAGAUUAAAAAAAUAAUUAGUAUUUUAUCUGUGCUUUAUAUAUUUCAGUAGCGUUUAUAACAUUUAGCGGUCAUUACUUCUCGGCUUCUUAUUAUAUUUCUUGAACCCUCUCUGACAUGUGCAAAAACAAGUGCCUCCAUAUCCAUUCCAUGUUGAGUUCUUAUUAAUGUCAGUAAGAGGGUAAUUUAAUAUUCAAUGGAUAUUAAAAUUAUAUAGCACAGUAUAAAGUCCAGUUUCGACAAUCGGGAUUGCUAUCGCGUUGAAAUGACGAUCCAGAAAGUGUCAAUUCAGUAUCUCGUCCACCCUCAAAACAUAUACUCACAUUUUAAACAGCCGGAAUUAAGUUUUAAAUUAUUUUUAUAUCACAAAUUAUCAGUUUUAAAAAAUAUCGUCGGUGUCUUCAUAAUGACAUAACAGUGAUUAUUUUCAGAAAAAGUUUCUAGUCAAUUAAUUUAGUUCUUUUUUUUUAAUUAAAAAAAACGAUAGCAUUGAAAACUUUUUGGAUUAAAAAGAAAGUGCUGUGAUCUAGUUAAAAUGAGUUGUAUGGGUUUCACGGACAGGCAAUGGUUAACAAUUAUAGUUAUUUCAAUAGCAGACUUCUGCAAUGCCAUUUGUGUGGCAUUACAAGCACCAUUUUACCCUCUAGAGGCCGAGAAAAAAGGAUGUACGGCGGCUGAAUACGGGCUAGUAUUUGGUAUAUUCGAGCUGGUGGUAUUUUUGGUGAGCCCAUUAUAUGGAGCACAUCUCAAUCGGCUCGGACCUAAGCUGAUGUUCAACGGGGGCAUCCUUACCACCGGUACUUGCGCCAUACUCUUUGGGCUCCUGGAUAAAGUAGAAGGGCACAUACCUUUCAUCUCGCUGAGCUUCGUGAUUCGAGUCAUAGAGGCGAUGGGUAACGCCGCCUUCCUCACAGCUUCCUUCGCUAUCAUCGCGAAGGAGUUCCCUAAUAACGUCGCCACUAUGUUUGCGUCUUUGGAAACCUUUUUCGGGCUGGGCCUGAUUGUUGGUCCAACAUUGGGCGGAGCACUGUACGGUCUAGGGGGGUACACGUUGCCAUUCGCUGUACUCGGCUCAGCACUCUUCUGUGCUGCCAUCAUGAGCUGCUUCGUUCUUCCCAGAAGCCAUGACGAUGAAGACGUAAAGCCUACAGGACCGAAUAUGUUCACAUUGCUUCAAAUUCCUGGCGUAUGUAUAGCAGCAAUAAGUAUCAUCUGCACCAGCAUGAGCAUAGGAUUUCUACAGGCAACGCUCGAGCCACAUUUGCGUCAGUUUAAAUUUACACCAGCAGUGCUGGGUUUGAUGUUCGUUAUCAACGGUGGGAUUUACGCAAUGUCAGCGCCGGCGUGGGGCUGGCUAUGCGACCGGCCCAGUAUCAAACCCAAGUACAUCACGGCUAUGGGCUGCGUUUUUGUAGCUGCUGGAUUCCUCCUAGUCGGACCAGCUCCAUUCUUUAAUAUGCCCACUAUAAUUUGGGUGACCGUAGUUGGUUUAAUACUACACGGGUUAGGGAUUGGAUGCCAGCUGGUCGCCUCUUUCAGCGAUGCACUCAGCACGGCUAUUGCAAGUGGACUACCAAACUCGAUUGAAACUUACGGACUUGUGUCGGGCAUGUGGACAUCUACCUUCGCUUUAGGAGCUUUCAUCGGCCCAACAGUAUCUGGGGUACUUUUCGACUCCAUCGGAUUCCAAAACUCAACACUAUUCAUCUUUGUUCUCCAUGUUUUGGUGAUGGUGAUAGUCCUCCUGUAUCUCUGGACUUACGAUCGCGGUUACAAGAUGGACGUAUCCGUCUCUGCCGGUGAUCUCCUGCAGUUGGACGGAACGUUAGACGAGAGCGUACUCGUAGGAGACAACUACAUACCGCCCAUAAGAUCAAAAAGUCGCCAUUGCGGUAUCAGUAUGGAGCAGUCCCGUCCUCCGGCUAUGAACAGUCUGAUUGCCUGCUCCAGCUACAAGAACCGCCGCAGCCCGUGGACCCAGCGCACGCCACGUUACAGGCCCACAUACGGCAGCCUGGACCAUAGAUUCAGAGUCGCCCACGUCACAUAAUACAAUAUCUGUGCUAAUGUCCUAAUAAUCGUAA